Puntigrus tetrazona (Sumatra barb) is the source of this 2389-nucleotide messenger RNA. RefSeq names its product src substrate cortactin-like. Lineage: Eukaryota; Metazoa; Chordata; Actinopteri; Cypriniformes; Cyprinidae. The record is from RefSeq and is a predicted model, not a curated record. Bases 152 to 1555 code for a protein of 467 amino acids. The transcript is spliced from 15 exons. Gene Ontology annotation, biological process: regulation of actin filament polymerization. Gene Ontology annotation, cellular component: actin filament; lamellipodium; focal adhesion. Gene Ontology annotation, molecular function: actin filament binding.
UGGUGCGGUCGGGUCUGGAGCAGGAAGUGGGAAGCGGAAGACUGUGGCCGGGAACGCUGACGACUUUUUUUCUUCACAACUAUUGAUACAUUCUUUAUUAGCGUUAUUCUCGUGAACGACACGUACAUUAAGGAGGGCAUCGAAGCACAACAUGUGGAAGGCAGCUGCUGGUCAGUCCGUCUCUGUUUCAGUGGACGAUGGAGGAGAUGAUUGGGAGACUGACCCGGACUUUGAGAAUGAUGUUUCAGAGAAGGAGCAGCGCUGGGGAGCCAAGACCGUGGCCGGCUCCGGACAUCAGGAACACAUCAAUAUUCAUAAGCUGCGGGAGAGAGUGUCUUCUGAACACAGUGAGCUGAAGCAGAAGGAGCUGGAGCACAUGCCCAAAGCGUCUCACGGUUAUGGAGGAAGGUUUGGAGUACAGCAGGAUCGCAUGGAUAAGUCUGCGGUGGGACACGAGUAUCAGAGCAAGCUGUCCAAGCACUGCUCCCAGACGGACACCUCCAAGGGCUUCGGCGGGAAGUACGGCGUGGAAGCUGACCGUGUCGACCAGUCUGCCGUGGGCUUCGAGUACGCCGGAAAAACCGAAAAACACGCCUCGCAGAAAGACUACGCCGCGGGGUUCGGGGGCCGCUACGGCGUGCAGGCAGAUCGAGUGGACCGCAGCGCAGUCGGCUUUGAUUAUCAGGGCAAAACCGAGAAGCACGAGUCACAGAAAGAUUACACCAAAGGCUUUGGUGGGAAAUUUGGAGUGGAGACGGAUAAAGUGGACAAGAGCGCUGUGGGCUUUGAGUACCAGGGAAAGACAGAGAAACACGAGUCUCAGAAAGACUACGUCAAGGGCUUCGGAGGGAAGUUCGGCGUUCAGACGGACCGUCAGGAUAAGUCUGCGGUGGGAUGGGAUCAUCAGGAGAAACUGCAGCUGCACGAGUCACAGAAAGAUUAUGCCAAAGGAUUUGGAGGGAAGUAUGGUGUGCAGAAAGACCGAAUGGACAAGAGCGCCGGCACGUUUGAGGAGGUGGAGAAGCCCAGCGCUGCGUAUCAGAAGACCCGUCCAGUGGAAGCAGCCGGCAGCGGAGCUGGGAAUAUUAAGGCUCGCUUUGAGAACAUAGCGAAGCAGAAAGAGGAGGAGGACCGGAAGAGAGCAGAUGAGGAGCGCUCCAGAAGACAGGCCAAAGAGAAGCAGGAGCAGGAGGAGGCCCGCCAGAAGAAGGAGGAGCCGGUCACCGAGGCGGUGGAGAACGGGUCAAGCGUGUACGAGGUGGAGCCGGUUUCAGCAGCACCCAAGUAUGAAGAACCGGUCCAAGACCUGUACCAGAACCCUGAGCCGGAAGAGCAGUACCAGACCUCAGGUGCUCAGUCCUAUGAGUUUGGAGAGGAUCUCGGCGUGACUGCUGUGGCUCUGUACGACUAUCAGGCCGCGGGAGACGACGAGAUCUCCUUCGAUCCGGACGACAUUAUAACCAACAUCGAGAUGAUCGACGAGGGCUGGUGGAGGGGUGUGUGUCGGGGCGCCUACGGACUCUUCCCAGCCAAUUACGUCGAAGUUCGACAAUAGACUCGCUCCCGGCGGACGUCACUGAAGGAGACGUCAUGCUUCCAGUCAUUAUCAGCCCUGCUUUCUCUUCUUUCACUGUUCGCCGCUCAUUCCUGUUUCACGUCAGUAGGUGCGUGCGCUUUACUGGAUCCAGCUGCCGUUAGAGAUUCUGUCACACACACACACACACACACACACCUAUACAUCAGUGUGUGAAAUAAGAGACCAAAGAUCUGAGAUCUUCUGGCAUGUUUUAGUUUAAUGUCAUUCGUCACGCACACGAGCGGCUUCUUUGAACACGUUUAGUUCUUUCUGCAGUGUUGGAAUAGGAAGCAACUGAGUUGACUAGUUUGAAAAAUCGAAUGCUCUUAAUCAAUGAAGGCCAAACUGUAAUGCCAUAAUCCAUCACUGCUAGAAUCCUGUGCACAGGAUGAACAGACGCUCCAUCGCAGUGUUUGAAACCGUUUAUAAGAAUCACUUUGAUGGUAUUUGAAGGGUUGUGUAUUAAAAUGAGAUGUUAAUGUCUUAUGUGGCGUGAACUGUACGUCUGUCUCUCGUGCUUCUCCAUUCGUCUCUACGUUCUAGACAGGCUCUCGAUGUGGUGGCAGAUUGACGUCGAUCUUUCUGCGAGUGCAUGACUUUAUCGUUUGAAUUAUAUCGAAUGACGUGACGUCAAACGACAAUCCACACAGGUGCGGUGGAGUUCAUGUUUAAUGGCUUAGCAGCAACUAAUGACAUAAUCUGUGUUCUGCAGUUUUAGUUAAGUAUCUUUUUCGAACAAAUUAUCUGUGCUUAUCUCUCUUUACAAGGCUGUUUUAUAAGAAAUAUCAUUUAAGAAUAAAAAAAUAAAACCAG